Triticum turgidum subsp. durum (durum wheat) is the source of this 1533-nucleotide messenger RNA. NCBI's taxonomy places the organism in Eukaryota, Viridiplantae, Streptophyta, Magnoliopsida, Poales, Poaceae. The record is from the annotation of a GenBank genome assembly.
AUGUGGCCGCGCGGCUUCCUCUUGCGUCUUCUCCUCCGCGUGACCGCCGGCGCCACUGCCCGCCACGCCUGCGCGCGCAUCCACCCGCUCCUCGUGAAGUCCGGCCACGCUUCCGACACUCGCCUCGCCACCGCGCUCGCCGACGCCUAUGCCAAAUCCGGCCUCGUCACGCACGCGCGCAGGGUGUUCGACGAAACGCCGCACAGGGACCUCGUUCUCUGGAACGUCAUGAUCUCCUGCUACUCCUCCCAUGGCCUGCUGCUCGACUCAUGGGCCCUCUUCGCCUCCAUGCGGAGGAACUCCGGCCUCUCGGGCGACGGCUUCACCUUCAGUACCUUGCUGAGCGUCCGCGCUCCUCCUUCUUCCUGCGGCCACCUCCUGGGGCUCCUGGCGCACGGCCUUGUUCUCAGGCUGGGCCUCCAGCUGGACCUUGUCGUCGCCACCGCGCUCCUCGACAUGUAUGCAAAGUGCGGCCGGGUCGCUGAUGCUCGACGGGUGUUUGACGCCAUGCUGCUAAGGAACUCUGUAUCCUGGAAUGCCAUCAUUGUCUGCUAUGGCCACCAUGAUGGAGGCAAGGAAGCACUGCAGAUUUUCGUGUCCAUGCUCAGGAAUGAUGAUGGGUGCUGUUGUCGGCCUGACGAGCUCACGCUUGCCAGUUUGCUUAGUUCCUGUGCCAACAUGGCAGCUGCCUAUGAGGCUACCCAGCUUCAUGCUUAUGCCCUCAAAAGGGGCUUCCAAGGAUUUCUGCAAGUAGCCAACGCUCUGAUCAUGGCCUAUGGUAAGAAUGGUUUUCUUCAACAAGCAACACAGACAUUUGCUGCCAUCCAUAGCCCAGACAUAGUUUCAUGGUCAUCCAUGAUUUCAUCUUUCGCCUACCUUGGGUGUGCCAAGAGCGCAAUCCAUGUGUUUGAAAGAAUGCUCCAACAAGGCGUGCGGCCUGAUGGCAUUGCGUUUCUUGGAGUUCUUUCUGCCUGCAGCCAUGCUGGACUCAUUCAACAUGGCCUAAAGUAUUUUCUUCUAAUGACGACGGACUACCAAAUUGAUCCAUGUCCACAGCAUCUUGCUUGUCUGGUUGAUCUCCUAGGGAGAGCUGGCAGGGUUCAGGAAGCCUACAACAUUUUACUCAACAUCUCCUGCCAAACAAACACUGAUGUAAUUGGAGCUUUCCUUGCUGCCUGCAAGACACGAGGCAACAUUGAGUUGACAAAGUGGGCUGCUGAUAGGCUACUCGGUCUGGAGCCAAACGAGCCAGCAAAUUACGUGCUUAUAUCUAACGCUUAUGCUGCUGCAGGAGCUUGGAGUGAGCUUGCAACGGUAAGAAGUCUUAUGAGAAACGUGUGCAGCAACAAGGUGCCUGGUUGUAGCUGGAUAGAAAUAGGGGGAAAGGUUCAGACAUUUGUCUCCAAUGAUAUUUUGCUCCAACAAUCAACAAAUAUGCGACAAAUGAUGGAAAUUCUUGUUACAUUCAUGGAAAAAGAGAGCAAUGAUGAUACUCUUUGUAAGGAUUCAGAAUUUAUUUCAGAACGGUUUUGA